Molecule: messenger RNA, 3068 nt
Organism: Oncorhynchus gorbuscha (pink salmon)
Lineage: Eukaryota; Metazoa; Chordata; Actinopteri; Salmoniformes; Salmonidae
Product: thyroid hormone receptor-associated protein 3-like
Exons: 11
Coding region: 16-2934 (972 amino acids)
Biological process (GO): positive regulation of transcription by RNA polymerase II
Cellular component (GO): mediator complex
Molecular function (GO): transcription coregulator activity; DNA binding
Source: RefSeq, a predicted model, not a curated record
GUAUGGGAUGUAGAUAUGGGAUUGAAAAGGCUGUCGUCUCAGAGGUUGCCUGCGGUGAUGUCCAAGGCAACGAAGUCAGCAUCCAAGUCUCGGUCCCACUCUGGGUCCUGGUCCAGAUCUCGCUCUGUCUCCCGCUCCAGAAGCAGCUCACGGUCCAGAUCUAGGAAACGUCGCUACAGGUGGCUAACAACCUCUAGGUCCCGCACUCGCUCCCGCUCCAGAUCUCAUUCUCCAUCCCACAAUAACCGAGAGCGGAACUACCCAAGGGAGUACCAGAAUAAUAACCGCGAGUUCCGGGGCUACCACCGAGGCUUCCGGAGGCCCUACUACUUCAGAGGCCGAGGGCGUGGUUACUUCCCACGGGGGCGCUUCCAGAGGGGUGGGGGAGGUGGCUACAACAACAACUACCGCCCCAAUAACUGGCAGAACUACAGGCAGCACCCCCAACAACAACAGCAGCAGCAGCAACAACAACAGCAGCAACAACACUCCCACAGCCCGAGACGGGGACGAUCCCGUACCCCUAAAAAGCGCUCGGGUAGCCCUCGUUCCCACAGCCACUCCAAGGUCUCGGACCGCUCUUCCUCGCCCCGAUCCCGGCAUUCCCGCCACUCCUCUACCUCACAUUCCUCCUCUCCCACACGCAGGUCGGGCUCUGGGUCAGCCACGCAGAACUCUAAGGAUGUCAAGGAGGAGCGCUCUGACUCCAAGGAGGUCCAGAAGAAAGGAGGAGGAGAAGGAGAUGGCGAGCCCGUGGAGAUCACAGGGGUGUCUGCAGGGCCUGAUGGGAGCGCUGGUGGGGACAAGCCCAAGGCUAACUGGCAGUGUGUGACAGAUCAUAGCAACAGCACCAGCCCCAGGGGGUCAAGUCCUCAGGUGCGCUCAGCUGUUAUCAUUGGUCAGGGCGCCCCAGCUUCGACCCAGUCUAGUCCCUCUCCUAAAAGCACUAAUGCUAAUGGCUCCAAUUCCAAUGGUGCCCCCUCAUGGCAGAUUCAGACAGUGGGCAGUUCACCUUCCACCAAAAGCCCUUCUCAGAAAAGCCCCACACCUGUGUUCUCUGGCUUUGGCUUCUUCUCUAAAGAUGACAACCUGGCAGGAGAUAAAGCAGCUAUCUCCUCAGUGUUCAAAAGGAAUGGCAUGAAGGCCUCUGGGGGCAUCUUUGACAGAGAGCCCGACAAAGGGGAGAACGAGAAGUACAAGUACAUGGAAGACUUUGACGAUGACCGGAACGUGUCGUUGAACAGCUUCUUGAAAGCCUCCCCUUUCUUUUCCUGCGAUGGCGAGGAAGAGGAUGAGGAGACGAUACCCAAGUCACGUCCCAAGGUGCUCCGCAAAGAGCGUGCCCGGGAGGACGACGGGUCGCCCAAGCCCAAGAGCAAAGUCACCCUCUCGGCCAGGGAGCUAUUUGAGGAGCGCUUCGGCAAGUGGGAGGACCUGGCCUACUUGCAGGCGGCUGCCAAAGACGAUGAUCUUGAUGCCAUGGCGGAGGAGAUUUACCGCAGCCAGAAGCAGGAGAAGGCCAUGGCCAUAGCUGCGGCCUUGGCCAAGAGAGAGGCCAUAGCGGGCAUGCUCAGAGGCUUCUCCCCGGAGAACGUCAGCAAAGACAGGAGGAUGGAGAAAGCUGCCUCCAGCCUGUCCCCCAUACCCGCACCACGGAGGAACUCUGACCGGGAGAUGUUCAUGGUCAGGGGGGAGGACUCUCCCCCAAGGGGCUCUGAGAAAAGAGGAGCAGAGUUCAGCGUCAGAAUGGAUUCCCUCAGAGAUGACGUGGCAAGCUCCUCUGGUGUUAUGGUUGGUGAGCGACGGUUAUCACGGGAUCUUGUGCAUCCUACUAAAAAGGAGCAGGAGUUUCGCUCUAUCUUCCAGCACAUUCAGGCCACACGGUUACAAAGGAGUCCCUCGGAGCUGUUUGCACAGCACAUUGUCACCAUUGUCCACUACAUUAAAGCACAGCACUUUCCAUCCAACGGAAUUACUCUAAAUGAGCGAUUUGCCAUGUACCAAAGAAGAGCUGCGCAAAAAGAAAUUAUGAAGCCAAGAAAGAGCCCAGAGAUACACAGGAGAAUUGAUGUUUCUCCCAGUGCUUUUAAGAAACACUCUCACCUGUUUGAGGGGAUGAAAAGCUCCGGGGAUGGCAGUUACAAGGACAAAGGUAAAAAAAUGAAGGGUGACUCAAUGGACCUUCGUCUGGAUAUUGAGCUCCGUAAAAAAUAUUCCACCCGGGAGAGUGAUUAUAAACAGGAUAGGGGGAGAGAUUCAGGAGACUCCCCAGAGGCUAGCAGGGAGAGGUCCGCUGAGAAAUCCUCCAAGCACCACAAGAAGUCCAAGAAAAACAAGAAGAAGCCAUCUCGCUCCUCCUCUUCCUCUUCUUCUGCCGAAUCUCACAGGGGAGGAGACUAUCCCCACGAGGAGCCUGAGCCCAAAGACGAAGGAUUUAACAAGGCCAGGCUGGGGCCUCGGGGGGACUAUGGCGGUCCCACGGAGAGGGGACGAGGACGCGGAGGCUUUCAAUUUAGAAUAAGAGGAAGGGGCUGGAACAGGGAAAAUGACCAGGGAAACAAUUCCAACAGUAAUACCGCUAACAUUUGCAUACCAGUUCACCCCAAGAAUGAGGACUGGGACCCAGAGUACACCCCCAAGAGCCGAAAAUACUACUUGCAUGAUGACAGGGAGGGUGAGAGGAAGUGGGUGGACAACCGAGGACGUGGAGGACGGGGGAACUUCCUGCGUGGCAGCAGGGGCCAUUUCAUUAUCCGGAAGGCCAGCGUUGGCUUACCCAAAAACCAUGCCAACAACAACCGCAGCCCCAAGUGGACACAUGACAAGUUCCAGGUCAACGGGGGGAAGGAGGAGGGCAAGCCCCAGGAGGAGGACACAGAGCAGGACCACAAAGACCAGGAGAAGUCUGAAGACAUGGAAAACGCUGAGCAGUGAGGGAGCUCAGGGAGAGAGAAACAUUGUACCAGCACAGUGGAAAUGUUCUACUGUCUCAAGUCAUCUGGGUCGUGUUGAAAUGGAUGAAAACGGACUGAAACGGGAGGAAAGGACUACCUGGACUUGUCCAAUAA